GGACCCGGCGGCUGUUGGGAUGACGUCAAUGACCCCCAAAAUUACACCCUGCUGGGACCCCCGUCACCCAUCCCUGAUGCCAUCGCCAACGGGGCGAUGGAUGGGGUGCUGUUGGGUGCCCACCUAGCCCAAGCACCCAUCCCGCUCGCCGAUCUUCUCCGGGGCUACUACGGGACGGGUAACGGCACGGAGAAGGGGCGACCACCCAGCAGUUACCGGCGGCGAGAUUUUGGGGUGUUGACGGGGUCGGGGAAGUUGGAGGAGGAGGGGGCGGCGAUGCUGAGGGUGCUGCGGGUGCUGUCACCCACGCGGGAGCUGUUGGAGGAUGUGGGGGAGGAGGAGGGGGUGGCCAUCGCUCGGCAAGCGGCGCGGGACUUCACGGAGGUCUACGUGGAGUGCCCGGCCAUCGUGCCCCGGUGCAUGUGGGGUGCCCGUCCCUACCGGGGCACCCCCAAACUGUUGACCCUCCCCUUGAGCUCCGUCUACAUCCACCACACCUUCGUACCCAGCGUCCCGUGUCGCACCUUCACCGCCUGCGCCCGCGCCAUGCGCGCCAUGCAACGUUUCCACCAGGACAUCCGCGGUUGGGAUGACAUCGGUUACAGCUUCGUGGUGGGCUCGGAUGGGUACCUGUACCAAGGUCGAGGUUGGCAUUGGGUUGGUGCCCACACCAAAGGCUACAACAGCAAAGGCUACGGCGUAGGCUACGUCGGAGACUUCUCGACCACCUUGCCGGAUCCUGACAUCAUCGCCCUGGUGCGGGAUGGAUUCCUAUCCUGUGCCGUACGAACCGGUCGGCUUCACCGUAACUACACCCUACGUGGCCACCGCCAGAUGGGUCACACCGACUGCCCCGGCAACUCUCUCUUCCGUGAGAUUGAGACCUGGCACGGCUUCAAG
Molecule: messenger RNA, 900 nt
Organism: Cariama cristata (Red-legged seriema)
Lineage: Eukaryota; Metazoa; Chordata; Aves; Cariamiformes; Cariamidae
Gene: PGLYRP2
Product: peptidoglycan recognition protein 2
Exons: 3
Biological process (GO): peptidoglycan catabolic process; detection of bacterium; defense response to Gram-positive bacterium
Molecular function (GO): peptidoglycan immune receptor activity; N-acetylmuramoyl-L-alanine amidase activity; zinc ion binding
Source: RefSeq, a predicted model, not a curated record